Messenger RNA from Anopheles stephensi (Asian malaria mosquito), 1656 nucleotides. RefSeq lists its product as uncharacterized. The record is from RefSeq and is a predicted model, not a curated record. The coding region runs from base 138 to 1559 and encodes 473 amino acids. The transcript is spliced from 2 exons. Lineage: Eukaryota; Metazoa; Arthropoda; Insecta; Diptera; Culicidae.
AAAACCCGACAAGCAUGUGGCGACGGUGAACGUUGAUUUUGCGGUCUAGGUACGAUGGACUUUCAGUUGCUCUCCAGACUUACAUCAUCUUGAAGGUCCCGGGUCCUGGGUCUUUCUCGCUUCAUCCUCUCAAAAAGAUGAAUCUGAUAGGGAUAGUAACGGCGGUGCUCUGUCUUGGUGGCAGCUUGAAUGCUGCUCCCACACCAUGUGAACUGCAGAACGUGGAGAAUACCGUUUGCCAACAAACCGAGUAUGAAGCUUACCGGGAUUGCAUCGAGGAGGCUAGGGAGAAUCGACACAAGCGGCAGGUGAUGCCCUGCCCACCGACCAUAGUCGAACCGGUGAUACAGACGGCAAAGCCGUUCGAGAUACUCGUACCAGUCCCGCCACUGCCAGCCGCAAAGCAGCCCAUGCUCAAAAGCCUAGAUCGCACGGUCAUUGUCCGGCCGGACUCGAAUCAGAUCGACGACGGUGCGGAGGACUACGAGAACAGUGUGCACUAUCGCGUGCCGGUCAAUGUUACGACCGUCAUCCGGCUCACGAACAUAGUGAACAACACGAACCACAUACACAUGCCGACCACGCUGAACAACACCAACGUGAACAACAUCCAUGUGUAUACGAACCUGACCGAAGUCGUACCGGGCACGGGCGAUGCUGUGGCCGAAGACGAGCCCUGCUGUACGGCUGUUCGGCCCAAAAGCUGUCACACGUCCACACAGGGUGUGCGCUGCAAGCACCACAAGUUCCAAACCUGCGGACCCCAGUGCACGGCAAAGGUUAUACACGUCCAGAAGCGGACACGGUGCAACCGAAGUACGGGCGAGUGUAAGGAGAAGAUCGCGUACGUACCCCAGCCAGAAAAGCCGACCUGCGUGUACGUGGACGAAUGGCCGUACGUCGUGUGCGGGAAGGUGGCUAAUAUGAGUGUGAUAUGUGAAGGGUGCUACGACCACUAUGGAUACGGGUACGAAUCGUUCAAUGGACACUCGAGAAUGCAGGACCAGUGUCGUGGAUGUUACGAUGAUGCGUUCGACGCUGGGCCCAGAUAUAGGCGGGGACCGGUCCUGCGUCCGUUCUACUACCAUCAGCCACCCUGCUACCUUGCGGGUAACUGUGCGGACAGCUACGGUGACUGUGGGUAUGGUUGCUACGGGCAUGACCGGAUCGAUCCAGCCUGGGGACAACAAACGUUCGACCCUGCACUGAACCCCUCCAACGUGCUCUACUACGACACGGACGACUUCGCCGUUACAAACGAGGUGUCGGCCGAUUGGGGCGUCCCGGCGGCCAAGUGUGCCGUAGUUACGGACGGCAGCACUAUUACGGUGAAGAACUGCACACAGGACAUUGACAAUCCGUACAUGGCCGCACCGGCCACUCAUCCACACUACAAGCAACAGUGGCAAGAGAAGAAACAUUCCACCAGCGACAGCCCAACGGCUGCCAGUGUAGCGAUCGAAGAUGACACCGAGGACUACGGUUCAGGUGAUGGUGCGUUGAACAAUGAGGUGUUUUUCGUCGACGAGUACGACGAAGACGAAUCGUUUGUGCAGUAGAGUGCUAGGAAAGCGAGCGGCUAUAAAGUGUUGCUGCAUAGGAAGUAAGAAAUUGAGCGCAUGUAGAAAUACAAUCGAUCACGUAUGAUUAUUGCUA